Messenger RNA from Triplophysa rosa, 2519 nucleotides. It is a transcript of the gene cfap52, whose product is annotated as cilia and flagella associated protein 52. The transcript is spliced from 15 exons. Gene Ontology annotation, molecular function: protein binding. Gene Ontology annotation, biological process: cilium assembly. The record is from RefSeq and is a predicted model, not a curated record. The coding region runs from base 300 to 2156 and encodes 618 amino acids. Lineage: Eukaryota; Metazoa; Chordata; Actinopteri; Cypriniformes; Nemacheilidae.
UUUGCACAAAUGCCUUAAGUCACUCCUCCGUUUCUCUGGCCGCUCUGUGUAUGCGCUCGCUGCGACUGCCUCCUCUACCCUCCCUCUCAAACAAGACACCGGCUUUGAGUGUGACCGGCUGAUGAUUGACUGUUCUGCCUUAAGUCCCGCCUCUCUUGGUGUGUUAGAUUUAUCGGUCAGCUCGUGCUGAGGAGGUGGGAAUUUAUGGUUAUGGUUAUUUACAUCUCCCUUUUCCAGUGUUUGGCUUUCGACAACCAGCAGCCCUUACGACACAUUUGACUCAAAACAGAAUUACCACAAUGGCCGAAGAAGACACGCAAGAGGUCCCAAAGCUGGAGUUGGAGGCAGUUAUUGGUUUCAACGGACACGUGUUUUCUGGUCUCAAAGUUCACCCUGACAGAGAGCAUCUUAUUUACCCUCUGGGCUCCACUGUUAUUAUUAAAAGUCUAAAGAGUGGAAAGCAAGCUUUCUUCCAUGGCCACACCAACAAUGUCUCUUGCAUCGCUGUGUCCAGAAGUGGACGCUAUAUUGCAUCUGGACAGGUCACUUUUAUGGGCUUUAAGGCUGAUGUUAUUAUCUGGGACUAUGAGAAGCAAGAGAUUUAUGCCCGUCUGGUGCUCCACAAAGCUAAAGUUGAAGAUCUCAGCUUUUCACCUAAUGAAAAGUACCUGGUGUCUCUGGGUGGGCAGGAUGAUGCCAGUAUUGUGGUGUGGAACAUCGAGACUAAGGAGGCAAUCUGUGGCAGUCCUGCUUCAGCACAAAGUGCUGGUCACUGUCUCACCAUAGAGUACACCAACCUGAGUGAUGAAGUCUUUAUCUCAGCGGGAAAUGGAACUCUGCGUGUAUGGGAGCUUGAUUUGGCCAACAGAAAGAUCAGAGCCACUGAAUGUCAAACAGGGCAGCUUAAGAGAAUUGUCACAUGUAUUGAGAUUGCAAAAGAUGAUAGUUAUUUCUAUUGUGGAACAACUAGUGGAGAUAUUCUGAAAGUAAACCUAAAGACUAGAUUGCUGAACAGCUGUGGUCCUGUUAAACAAAAAUUCAGCAAGGGAGUGAACACUCUUAAAGUCCUGAAGACCGAUGAUAUUUUAGUUGGAUCCGGAGAUGGCAUGUUAACUAUGUGUUCAGGAGGGAAUUUCAAAACUAUAAGGAGUGUUCAGUUAGAAGGAUCAGUGACGUCAGUAGCCCUGCGUGGAGAGGGACAACAGAUUUUCAUCGCAACAGAAACAGCACAGAUCUACACUUUGGGCUACACUGAUUUUAAACCAGAGCUUAUUGCCACAAAUCAUAACAGUGCUGUGAAGGAUGUGGCCUUUCCCUUUGGGACUUCAGAGCUUUUUGCCACAUGUUCACAGAAUGAUAUCCGGGUCUGGCAUACUGAGUCCUCCAAGGAGCUUCUGCGGAUUGUGGUGCCCAACGUGACUUGCAAUGCUCUUGGCCUUAUGAAGGAUGGCAGGAGCAUCUUCAGCGCUUGGAAUGAUGGGAAGAUCCGAGUCUUCUUUCCAGAGAGUGGGAAGCUGAGGUUGAUCAUUCAUAAUGCCCACAGUAUGGGCGUGACUGCCAUAGCAGCAACCAAUGACUGCAGGAGGAUUGUCAGUGGAGGAGGAGAAGGACAGGUGAGACUUUGGGAGUUAUUCCAGAACUCAUACCGACUUAUUGAGACCAUGAAGGAGCACAAAGCUGCUGUCAACUGCAUUAAGAUAAAGAGUAAUGAUAAAGAGUGUGUGACGGCCAGCUCGGAUGGAGCCUGCAUCAUCUGGGACCUGGUGAGGUUUGUAAGGAAUCAAAUGGUCUUGGCUAACACUAUUUUCAGUGUUGUGUGCUACCACCCUGAAGAAUACCAGAUCAUCACCAGUGGCACUGACAGGAAGAUUGGCUACUGGGAGGUGUAUGACGGUUCUGCGAUCAGAGAACUUGACGGCUCCUUGUCUGGGGCUAUAAAUGGCAUAGACAUUUCUGAGGAUGGAAAAUACUUUGUGACUGGUGGAGAUGAUAAACUACUGAAGCUCUGGCUCUACACCGAUGGUGAAGUGACGCAUGUUGGCAUCGGACACAGCGGAAGCAUCACAAAUGUGAGGAUCUGUCCCAAGAGCAAUUAUAUCGUGAGCACCAGUGCCGAUGGAGCUGUCCUGAGGUGGAGAUACCCACAAACUGCAUAAAACCCUGAUUAAAAUAAUCUGACACAGUUCUCGAUGUUUCUAUCCAGAUUAUAUUUCAUACAGACACAUACACUUGAAUUGAAUAUCUCUGACAAAGAAGAAUGUAUUGGUUAGGAGUACUGAAGACCAUUGAUUUGAAAGGAAUCCUAUUAAUAAUCAUAUUAGAUAUUUACAUUGCUGUUACAUCUUAUUUCCCAAAGAUUUGCAUGUGGAACGUAAGGCAAUUUUGAUAGUGUUAUAUUUACAGUAAUUUGGCACUAUACUGUAAUAUUCAGAACAAAAUUAUUGUAUAAUAAAGUAUUUUACUGUCACAGAACCGAAAGGAACAUGGGUACUUUACUUUUAAGUUUUUAAAAAUGUUAG